AUGACGGACAACUUGGCGUGGCGCCUAGUGACGGCCAAGGACAUCGAUGCGCUUGCGGCGAUCCACGACUCGAUUGCAUGCCGCCAAAUCUUGUACGACAUCUUUGCUUUCCAUGGAUUGGCGUCCUCGACGUCCGCGCCAUUGGACUUGCUCCUCGACCUUUACAUGUACCUGUACUCGUUCUGCAAAGAACACGAAUUGACGCCGCUCAAGACGUCGGUGGUGCUGGCGAUCAUGCAUCGAGUCAUCCUACGCGACUUAUUCCUUCAGUCGCAUGACCAUGGGAAGCAGUCGCCUUGGACGCUUCCAGAGAGCUUUGAGCACUUUCAGUCGCUCCUACUGCAACAUAGCGUUGAGCGGCCGCCCGUGAGCACAGGCAUUUUCGACGCGGUCGAUGUGGCGACCACGGUGGAAUAUGUGACGCACAGCUACUACCGCCAAUACCACCUUUACCAAACCAUAUUCAUUCCUCAAACGCAUGUGUCCAUUGUGCAGGUCUGGUAUUUCGUCACGUUGGUCCACUAA
Molecule: messenger RNA, 525 nt
Organism: Aphanomyces astaci
Lineage: Eukaryota; Oomycota; Saprolegniomycetes; Saprolegniales; Verrucalvaceae
Exons: 1
Coding region: 1-525 (174 amino acids)
Source: RefSeq, a predicted model, not a curated record